AUGGGUGGCUUGUACUAUUCCGGCGUCUUCUCAGCUUUCAUCCUCAUCUCCGUCUUUUCCCUCCCAGCAGCGAAAGCGGCAUCAAGCUUCCAGCUUUUACCCGGCAAACCCCUACCUGACGGCGCCACUCUCGUCUCCUCCGGCGGCAUCUUUGAGCUCGGGUUCUUUUGUCCCGGCAACUCCGCCAAUCGCUACGUCGGUAUUUGGUACCACAACUUCUCCACCUCCACUGUACUCUGGGUUGCCAAUCGCAAGUCCCCUGUCCUUGACAGGUCGGGUUCGCUCGCCAUCGCUGAUGAUGGCAACCUGGUCGUGCUGGACGGCCAAAAAGCUGUCCUUUGGUCAUCAAAAGUUACCUCCUUGCAGUCGAAUAGAUCCACGGCGGAGCUGUUCGACAGUGGCAACCUUAUGCUCAACAACUCCGGCGUCAUGGCGUGGCAGAGCUUUGAUCACCCUUGCGAUACCUACCUCCCCGGCAUGAAGGUCGGACUCGACCUCAUCACCAAUGUGAACCAGGUGUUCACCUCAUGGCGCAGCGAGGACGACCCGGCGCCGGGGAACUUCUCCAUCGGCAUUGCCCCUGACCGGUCUACUCAGUUCUUUAUAUGGGAAGGCAACAAGCCUUGGUGGCGCUCCGGGAGGUGGAACGGACAGGUGUUCAUAGGAAUACAGAACAUGGUGCCGAACUACAUCUACGGGUUCAGGCUCAACAAUUUUCAACAAGAGAACAAGAUGUAUUUCUACUACUCGCAAUUCAACAGCUCUCACCGCUACGUUCUCACGCCGGACGGCGUCGAGCGUCAUCUCGUGUGGGCUAACGACAGCAAGAACUGGUAUCAGUACUGGGCGCAGCCAUUCAGUACCCAAUGCGAGAUUUACAACCGGUGCGGAAACAACGCGACUUGUACAGAUAGCCUCGAUGGAAACUCGCCGAAUUGUAGCUGUCUGAAAGGUUUCGAGUUUGUUGGUGGCAACUUGUCGGGUGGGUGCGUGAGGAGGACGCCGCUGUUAACCAAGUCCGGCAAUACAUCAUACCGUUAA
Messenger RNA from Dendrobium catenatum, 1041 nucleotides. RefSeq names its product putative G-type lectin S-receptor-like serine/threonine-protein kinase At1g61610. The transcript has a single exon. Bases 1 to 1041 code for a protein of 346 amino acids. The record is from RefSeq and is a predicted model, not a curated record. Gene Ontology annotation, biological process: recognition of pollen. Lineage: Eukaryota; Viridiplantae; Streptophyta; Magnoliopsida; Asparagales; Orchidaceae.